AUGAAUGGGGACAGUUCGGACCAAUUCACAGAUGUGCCCAUGACCAACGGCGAGCCACCCGAGAAGAAGCCACGCUUGGAGGGGGCGGAGCAGGUCCCCGUGCCAGUUCCAGCUGGCCCGCCGCGCUUUGAAGGCCGCGUGAAGUGGUUCAGCAAGGAGAAAGGCUUCGGCAAGAUUCUGCCAAGCUCGGGCCUGGUGGAAGAGGUCUUUGUCCACAAGAGCCGCUUUGAAGGCGGCCCUGAAGGUCCCCAUGCGCAGGCUGUGGCAGAGGGCUCGGUGGUGUCCUUCGAGGUCAUCACCUCCCAGGUGGACGGGAAGCCCACCGCGAGCCACGUCCAGGUUGCUGGGGUGCGCUCGGCCAGCGGCUUGCCAGAGAAGUGGUCUGCCAGUCAGAGGGAGGCCUUGAUCCGGAAAUUGUUGGCAAACGGCAUGCAGAUCGGCACUUUCCAGGAGAAAGGAGUUGGCAAAGCACAAAUGGAGGAUAGGAUGAUAAUUCGGGCUGGCAUUCCGGUUGAAUAUGUGGGUGCCAACUGCAAGAAGGUGGUCGUGUCGCUGUUCGGCGUCUUCGAUGGCCACUCAGGUGCAUCUUGCAGCGACUUUGUUGCCACCAACCUGGACCGCAUCGUCUUUGAAUGCAUCAGGCAUCAGACAAAGCGCGAGGUUGGCAGCGACAUGGCCAUCCGGUCAGCGCUGCAAGCCGCGUUCCGCACCACUGAGCACAACUUCUUCCAGUAUGCGAACAGGCUAGAGGCGGGUCCUGCGGCUGCUUGGGCAAACGCAGGCAGUACCGCCUGCACAUGUACCUUUUAUGGUCCGGACGAGGAUGGACGUUUGCGACUGGCUGUGGCCAACGCUGGCGACAGUCGAGCUGUGUUGGGCCGGAAGGACUGCAGAGCUAUUCGUCUGUCUGAAGAUCACACGCCUGACGUGCCCGGGGAGCGCAAGCGCAUUGAAUCCGAGGGCGCUGCGGUGGUGCAAGCCAGCGGGAUUUGGCGCAUCGUGUUGCCAAGCAAGAAGGGCACCGGCUUGGCUGGCCUUUCCGUUUCGCGGGGCUUCGGCGACAUUGAAUACAAGACUGGCACCAAUGUGGUAAGCGCCGUGCCAGACGUUUUCGUGUCAAAUCUAGACCUCCAGCAGGACUGUUUCGUGGUGAUUGCGAGUGAUGGAGUGUGGGGGCCCGUCACCGAUGGCGAGGCGGUGCGAAUUGUGGCCAGUGUCCUCCGCGAGGGUGGAGAGGAGCCGGCGGCGAAUGCCGCACGCGUGCUCCUAGAAAUUGCGCAUCAACGCGAUGGCCACGAUGACAAGACAGUCUUGGUGAUUUGGUUCGGGGAUUUGCCAUCUGCACCUCCAGCCGUCCCCAUCUCAGCCCACUGCUCGCUCGUGUUUUUUCUUGACUGUGAACUGUGCAGGACAAGGUGA
Molecule: messenger RNA, 1419 nt
Organism: Effrenium voratum
Lineage: Eukaryota; Dinophyceae; Suessiales; Symbiodiniaceae
Source: the annotation of a GenBank genome assembly